Messenger RNA from Rhopalosiphum maidis (corn leaf aphid), 1158 nucleotides. RefSeq lists its product as uncharacterized. The transcript has 2 exons. Gene Ontology annotation, molecular function: zinc ion binding. The record is from RefSeq and is a predicted model, not a curated record. The coding region runs from base 1 to 1158 and encodes 385 amino acids. Lineage: Eukaryota; Metazoa; Arthropoda; Insecta; Hemiptera; Aphididae.
AUGGGCUCAGUACCUCACCGUUUAUUAUGUUCAUGGCAUGUAGAUAGAGCUUGGAGACAAAACAUUUGCAAGAUAACUGGACCUACACGCAAAGAAAAACAAGGAAUUAUAUAUAAAACUCUAAAAGUUCUUCAAUCAAUGUGUGAUGAAAAUGAAUUUAAUAAUGCUUUAAAAGAAUUUAACCUUGAGCUAAUGAAUGAUCCAGACACUAGAGACUUUGGCAUAUAUUUUGAUCGCAUGUAUGGCAAUAGAGUUGGUUUGUGGGCAUAUUGCCAUCGAAAAGGUCUAGGUAUAAAUUGUAAUAUGCAUCUAGAAUCUAUGCACAAAACAAUAAAAUAUCAUUAUUUAAAUGGUUGCAAAGUUGGGCGGUUAGAUAAAAGUAUAACAACUAUUAGAAGAUAUACCCGUGAUAAAAAAGUUGAAAGAAUUAUAAAAUUAACUAAGGGAAAAACAAGUACAAGGAUUCAGGAAAUAAAAAAAAGACACAAUAAAAGUACAUUACUUGAACUUACAAUCAAUCUGGAUAGUGAGAAUAACUGGAGUGUUGAAAGUGAAUUUACACCAAGUCAGUUUUAUAAAAUAAAAAAAAAUAAUGAUGAUGUAUGUUGUCCAAUGAUAUGUUCUAUUUGUAAGUUGUGUGUUCACACAUUUCAAUGUUCUUGUCCUGAUUACCAAAUCAAGUCUAUGAUAUGUAAGCACAUACAUUAUGUUGCUCUGAAGACAAUGUCAACAGAAAAUUCUGAAGAUAUUGCUAUUUUGUCAGCAGCAGAUACAGAAAAUAUAAAUUUUGAUGCAACUUCAAACAAAGAUGAUGAAAUACAAGCCAUUAGUCUAGCCAAUAAAAUAAACAAUAUAAAAAACAGUGAACAUCUUAAACAAGCAUUAAAACAAUUAAACUCUUUAGAAGCAUUCAUUGAUGCAACAUCAAAUAAUGACGAGACACAUGAAGAUUUUAGUAAGAUAGUAAAUGAACCACCAAAUAAAAAACUUAAAACUCAAGACACAUUCUUCUCUACAAAAAAAAAAAAACAGGAAAAACCUAACGAAUUAAUAAAACCAACGAGAGUUGAAACUGAACAGCUCAAUACUAUACUACUAAAAAAAAAAAAAUAUAUUUUAAGUUGUGACGAAACUGAACAUUCUUAUUUUAAGAAGUAA